Harmonia axyridis is the source of this 976-nucleotide messenger RNA. RefSeq names its product RNA-binding protein Rsf1 (gene Rsf1). Gene Ontology annotation, cellular component: nuclear speck. The record is from RefSeq and is a predicted model, not a curated record. Gene Ontology annotation, biological process: mRNA splicing, via spliceosome. The transcript has 2 exons. Bases 165 to 710 code for a protein of 181 amino acids. Gene Ontology annotation, molecular function: RNA binding. Lineage: Eukaryota; Metazoa; Arthropoda; Insecta; Coleoptera; Coccinellidae.
GGCUGUUAAAUGCGUUACAGCUUCAGAAAUUGCCGUUGCCGGCGUCAUCGCGUCACUCGGCCAUUCACAAGUUGUUGUUUGAUCUGCAAGUAUCUAGUAAGCGUUGCUACAGAAAUUGUCAUUAUCUUCGUUUGAUCGACGUCCUACUCUUCGAAAUUUGAAUUAUGGGUGACCGUGACCAUAAAGGCUCCACGGCACGAGUCUACGUAGGAGGACUCAACGAAACCAUCAAGAAGGAAGAUUUGGAAGGCGAGUUCGAAAAAUAUGGCAAACUCAACUCUGUGUGGGUUGCCUUCAACCCUCCAGGUUUUGCUUUCAUCGAAUUCGAUGAGAUGACCGACGCUGAAUCGGCUUGUGAUAGUUUGAACGGCACAGAUAUGUUUGGUUCAAAAUUAAUUGUCGAGAUUGCAAGAGGAAGAUCACGACGUGGAGGUUUCAGAGGAGGUCGAGGCGGUGGUGGCUACCGUGGAGGUGGUGGUUUCAGAGGAAGACCCUCUUUCGACAGAUAUGGAGGUCCACCAAGAAGAAAUAGUGGAGGCCCAGGAGGCGAUAGAUUUGGAGGAAGAGAUCAAGGCAGAAGAAGCGAUGGUUUUAGAGGCAGAUCCGACAGUUACGGUGGUGGUAGAGGAGGUGGUGGUCCAAGAAGGUUCGAUGAUAACCCUAGGUUCCGAUCAAGGUCUCCAGCAGGAGGCGGUGGCCCAAGACGUUAAUUUUAGGUAUUUUAUUGAGAAUAACCUACAUAAUUGUUUUUUAAUUGGAUGAUCUGUAUGCUCAUGUUCUUAAUAUUAGUUGUUUAUGUACAUUUAAAUAGGACCCUCGUUUCUGUCGAGAACCAUUGAAUGACUUAUAUUUUGGCAUGACUGAGUGAUUUCAAAUUGAAAUUUAAUAUUAAGGAAGCAUAUUUAUUUAAUUAAGCAUUAUGUAAAUGCUAUCAUUAUUUUAUAUGUUUUGACUGCAAUAAAUUAGUGUAAAAAGG